This is a messenger RNA of Anopheles gambiae (African malaria mosquito), 4351 nucleotides long. RefSeq names its product nephrin. The coding region runs from base 1158 to 3854 and encodes 898 amino acids. The record is from RefSeq and is a predicted model, not a curated record. NCBI's taxonomy places the organism in Eukaryota, Metazoa, Arthropoda, Insecta, Diptera, Culicidae. The transcript has 20 exons.
CACUUUUCCACCGGCGCACAGGCACAACACGCACAACAGCAAUCGUGUUCGCCCGAGACGCGACGGAAACGAAGCGGAAAGGAAAAUAGCCAGCCAACUCGCUUCGGGUGGCGAGACCGGGUGCUCUAGGGCACACCGUGCGUACCGUCCUCAGUCGCGAACCGAACCUGCUCGACGUUCGACACGACACGUGCGGGAGAAAACGCCGUCGCGCCCGUUUCUCGAUUCCGUAAGGGAGAAAAAACGUUCGCAAAACACGGAUUAGGAGCAAAUACACGUUUUUAAGGUGCGUGAAUCUGUGUGCGUAUGUUUUUGUGUGUCGCCCACGACAGCACAAGGAAGUGGAAAUCAAUGACCGAAGUGAGUGUUCCUGGUUGGAAAUUAAUCGUUUCAGAACUCGAGAAGAAACAGGUUUCCCAUUCGUAGGCGCAGCACAAUCGCGAGUGAAUCGGUUUCGUCAAGCACAGUUGCAUAAAUCUUGCUGAAUUCAUCGCGAAAGUUAAGUGAUUCCCAACGCUUGAGCGUAACGUUUACGCGCCUUUUGCGCCUGUUUUUGCGUACGUCAACAGUUCCAGGCGCGGCCCCAAAACUUCCAGAAGCACCGCAGAACAGAAGGGCUGGGCGUUAAGUGGGUAACCUGGACAGUCGUCAGUAUUGCAGGCAAAAACGUCAGCCACCCCAUUAAAGGCCCGUAGCCGUGGCAAUGGUCCGCUCUGCUCCGUCCGUCGGUCGGUGAGGAAAUGGAGCGAACGCUGCGUUGGUUCCGGUGGGAUAUGUUGACGCGCCGAAUCAUCAUCACCAUCAUCAGCCAGCACCAGCAUCGACAUCAUCGCCAUCGACGUCAUUAAAUUGAGCAUCGACCGGAUUCAUCACCCGCAUCGCACACUGCCCAAGGCCGGGGCAACAGAUUGGGUCCGGCCAGGUUGUGCGUCAGAUCGCCCACAGGUGCUUGUCGCACAGAUUGUGUCGCAAGCGGCAAAACAACAGCCUAAAAAAGAUCCACACUCACCCGUCCAACUGGACACAGCCUGCGUUUCGAGGAAAAGGCAGGCCGAGCAAAGGAGAGAUAUAGAGAAAGAGCGCUGCGAGCCAUCCCAACCAGCGUGACCCUAAGAUAGCAUCAGGCAGAAGCGUUGGGAAACAACAAAAAAGAAAACAUGAAAACCGACGGUUUCGUACGCGUGCUGUGGUGGAAAUUGGUGCUAAUUAUAAAUUUAAUAGAUGGAAAAUCGAUGCACGAAAAGGACAAACACGAUGUGUUCAGCGUCGAGGGCGUCGAGGGACGGAGCGUUGAGCUGCACUGUCCCAUCACGGUACCACUGUCCCAGGUGUACAUGGUGCUGUGGUUUAAGGAUAAUGCCGGCAUCCCACUGUACAGUGUCGAUGUACGUGACAAAAUUUCCCGCCAGCCGGCACACUGGUCAGCGCCGGAAGUAUUUGGAUCACGUGCCAAAUUCAAUAUUGAUAAAUCACCGGCAUCUUUGCUGAUCAAGAAUUUAAAACGACACGAUCAAGGAGUGUACCGGUGCCGAAUCGACUUCCGCACGAUACAGACGCAAACGUAUCGGUACAACCUGUCCGUCAUUGUGCUGCCCGAGCAACCGGUGGUUCUGGAUCGGUGGGGACGCCACCUGAACGGCACCAAGCUCGGACCGAAGGAGGAAGGCGAUGACGUCGUUAUCACCUGCCGUGUUUCUGGUGGACGGCCACAGCCCGAGGUGCGGUGGCUUAUCAACGGCGUAAUCGUGGACGACCAGUACGAGCAAAACUCCGGUGAUGUCAUCGAGAACCGGCUGCUCUGGCCUACGAUACAGCGGAGCGAUCUGAAUGCCAUCUUCACCUGCCAGACGAUGAACACGAAGCUGGUCGAGCCGAAGGAGACGAGCUACGUGCUGGACAUGCACCUGAAGCCCCUGACGAUAAAGGUGAUCAAUCCACCGGCCACGCUCGUGGCGGACAAGCGGUACGAAAUCGUCUGCCAGAGUACGGGCUCGCGCCCGAACGCCAUCAUCACCUGGUACAAGGGCAAGCGGCAGAUGCGGCGCACCCGGGACGAAACGGUCGACCACAACACCACCACGUCCACCCUAAGCUUCGCGCCGACGACCGAGGAUGACGGCAAAACGCUCACCUGCCGGGCAGAAAACCCGAACGUGAACGGGCUGUUCCUCGAGACGGACUGGAAGAUGAAUGUUGUCUAUCCGCCGAUGGUUACGAUCCAGCUGGGACCGACGCUGGUCGUCGACGACAUCAAGGAAGGUGACGACGUGUACUUCGAGUGUCACGUACGGGCGAAUCCCGACUGGAAGCGGCUGCAGUGGUUCCACAACGACGUCCUGCUGCAGUACAACGGGUCCGCGCGCAUCAUCCAAAGCGGCCAGAGUCUGGUGCUGCAGAAGGUGACGAAACAAUCGGCCGGAUAUUACGCUUGCAGUGCAAUCAACGCCGAAGGCGAAACCGUCAGCGACCAGCAGCACCUGCGAGUGAAGCACGUUCCCGUCUGCGCUACGGAGCGGCAUGGUGGAAAUGCACCCGGUGGUAACGGUACCGACCCGUCCGGCAGCAACCGGAAUGCCAUACUAAUUGGCGCGUCCCGGAACGAGAAUGUGGAAAUUCCGUGCCACAUAUUCGCCGACCCGCCGGCCAGGUCGUUUCACUGGCGGUUCAACAAUUCCGCUGAAAUACUGCCCGUCGAUGCACAUCGCUACACCAGCCAGGGCAACAUUAGCAUACUGAACUACGCGCCGGUGACGGAUCAGGACUUCGGCACACUAACCUGCUGGGCCGUUAACGAAGUUGGCCCUCAAAGUCAACCGUGCACGUUCCAGCUCGUCCUGGCAGAUCUGCCCUCACCGGUAAGUAAUUGCAGUCUGCCAAACCGGACGCAACAGUUUGCGGAAAUCCAGUGCACACCCGGCUACGACGGCGGCUUACCGCAAGUGUUUGUGCUCGAGCUGGUAUCGAAAAGGACCGGAACGCGUCGGUUCAAUUUCUCCAACAAAAAUGAACCUUUCUUCGUGCUGGACCGGCUGGAGAAGCUGAGCGCACUGAUGACGCUGGAAAACAAUUCGCUCUCCUGCGUCGUGUACGCCAUCAAUCAGAAGGGCCGCAGCACACCUGUGCUAAUACAGGACUUUGAAAUUGGUCGCAUCCAGCCGUACCGAGCGGUCACCGAACGACGAGCGGACGCCAUCGAGUGGCUGCCGAUAGCUGUUGGCAUUUUGCUCACCGUCAUAAUAUUGGCUCUAUCAAUUUCCACCAAAACAUAUCUGAACCGCUGCCUCGCUGCCGGCUGCUGCUGUCGUCGGUGUUGCGCCGCCAGUGCAAAGCGGAACGAUGCGUCGGCGUCCGAUAAAAGUGAGCAGCAGCAGCAGCAUCAGCAACAGCAAACGAAAAACGUACUCCUGCCGGAUGAGUACGAGUGUGGGGCGCACUGUUUGAAGCUGAAAAACGUGCAAAUGUUACGAAGGCACAGCUCGCGCAAGAAAAACUGCUCCAAAGACUCGAACGACGACGAACCGGAGCCGGACGUCAUACCAGCACAGUUUAACAUGGUGUCCUGCACCCCGCUCAUAGCAACACCGCAGCACACCGAUGCAGCCGCCCGCGACAAGGACGCACACCAGUACGGUGGCUUCACGUCCCCGCCCGCCACAUAUAAGAUGGGAACAAUCGUCGACCAUCAUCCGGCCGUGCCACAGCAGGACACGGCGCUCGAGUACCGGACGCACGGUAGCAUCGUCGGCAUACUGCCCACCGCCCGGACAGCAGCGGCCGGGGCAGCGGCCGAGCUCGAUAUCAACGUGAUCAAGGACCGGCUGCUGACGACGCGCGUACCCGAAAGCUGCGUUUGACGCGUUGCAGCAGCGCCGUUGCAUCGAUAGAAGUUGUUAUAAACUCAGCACAAUACACCCUACACCCUACAUACGUGCGCAUGAGGACGGCGGUGGUAGACGGAGGAGACGUGCCACUUGACAUCCUGCACUGUUCCAACCGGCAGCUACUGGCCACUUGCCAGCGCCAGCCGGUACAAGUGCACUCUACCCAGUCGCAACGCGUGAUGUGACGGGCGACAAGCAAACCUCUCCUGGUGUAUGUGAUUUUAUCUGCUGGUCUGUUUUUUUUCUUUUCUUUUUCGAUUCUAUUCUAUCGAUGGAAGUGAAAAAAGAGGAGGGAAAAAUGUAUAAAAUAAGCAUAGCUAUCAAAAAACUGACGAAUGUGAAAGAGGGAACCUGUGCAUAUCUUUGAAUUGUCUUCGAAAAGGCGUGAGAGUAUUAUAAACCCUUCCGCGACCUGGUUGGGCCAACUUAUGAACUUAGAACUCAAUAAAAUCCGCACAAAACUGAAGUAA